AUGGCCUUCCCCUCUUGUCAUAGUUUCAUGUUCCAAACCCAUGAAGAUCCAGACCUCCACCUUGCUAAUUCCUCCUCCCUCAACAACCUUCCCUCUUGCCCACCUCAGCACUUCCAUGGUGGUGGAGUGCCUUUUAUGAUGAAGAGAUCACUGUCAUUUUCAGGUGUUGAGAACAAUAAGUGCCAUCAUCAUGAAGAAGUAGGACUGCAUGGAGGAGGAGAGGAUGAUUUGUCUGAUGAUGGAUCCCAGAUUGGUGAGAAGAAGAAAAGGCUGAAUCUUGAGCAGGUUAAGACUCUUGAGAAGAGCUUUGAGAUGGGGAACAAGCUUGAGCCUGAGAGAAAAAUGCAGCUGGCGAAGGCUCUUGGUCUGCAGCCAAGACAGAUUGCCAUAUGGUUUCAGAACAGGAGGGCCAGGUGGAAGACCAAGCAAUUGGAGAAAGACUAUGAUGUCUUGAAGAAAAAGUUUGAUGCACUUAAGGCUGACAAUGAUGUUCUUCAGGAUCACAAUAACAAGCUUCAGGCUGAGUUAUUGUCUAUGAAAAGCAAGGAUUCAAAUGAAGCUGGGCUUAAUAAUAUUAAUAAUCUCAAGAAAGAAACUGAUCAGGGUUCUUGGAGCAAUGGAAGUGAGAACAGUUCAGAUCAUCAUCAUCAUCAUCUCAACCUAGACAUUUCUAGAACACCAGCAACAACCAACAGCUCACCAUCUAAUUCCCAGCAGACAAAUGGAAAAAACCUCUUCCCAUCCUCCCUCAGGCCUACAAGCAUAACCCAACUCCUCCAAGGGUCAUCAAGAUCAGAUCUUCAGUGCCUCAAAGUUGAUCAAAUGAUUCAAGAUGAAAGCUUGUGCAGCAUGUUCAAUGGAAUUGAUCAAGAGCAGCAGCAAGGCUAUUGGCCAUGGCCUGAGCAGCACCAUUUUCAUUAA
This is a messenger RNA of Prunus armeniaca (apricot), 921 nucleotides long. The record is from the annotation of a GenBank genome assembly. NCBI's taxonomy places the organism in Eukaryota, Viridiplantae, Streptophyta, Magnoliopsida, Rosales, Rosaceae.